AUGCCACAAAUCGGCUGGUAUGGACUCGGGUCCAUGGGCCUAGCAAUGGCCUCCAAUCUGCAGCGCCACCUAGCCACGAAGAAGGCUGUGAGCCUGAUGUAUUCGAACCGCACGAUGUCGCGCGGUUCACCCCUGCAAGCACUGGGUGGAACUCCAGAACCAAAUUUCGAGAAGCUGGUGUCUCAAUGUGGAAUCAUUUUCACCAUGGUCUCAAAUGACGCAGUGCUCCAAAGCCUGUUAUCCACCGCCAUGAGUUCAAGUCAGUCGCUGAAGGACAAGAUCUUCGUCGACUGCUCAACAGUGCACCCGGAGACCGUGAGGUCGGCUAUAUCGCAGCUGAAAAGCAAGGAUGCAUCUUAUGUAGCAGCACCGGUCUUUGGCGGGAACCCAAUUGCCGUGGAUGGCAAGCUUGUCUUUGCCAUUGGUGGCCCUAAGAGUGCGACUGAAGCCGUCAAGCCUCUGAUCCAGGAUGUGAUGGGGCGGCGCAUUAUUGAAACUGGUGAGGAUGCUACAAGGUCCUCGCUUCUGAAAAUCGCGGGUAACAUUGUUACUGUUAAUAUGAUGGAGGCUGUUGGUGAGGCUCAGGUCUUCGCUGAAAAGACUGGGCUUGGAACUGCUGCUAUGGAAGAGCUCAUUGGAGAGGCCUUUGGUCCUGUUGCUGGGGGGUAUUCUAAGAGAUUGACCACGGGGGCUUAUGCGCCACCCCUGAACUCCCGUCCUGGCUUUGGGGUUUCUCUCGCAAUUAAGGAUGCUAGACAUGCCAUGUCGAUGGCCCGGGAGCAAGGUGUUGAGCUUCCUGGUCUUGAGAUUGCUCGGGCUAACAUGGAGGCUGCGAGAGAAUAUGGCGGAGAGUGCCUGGAUAGCAGUUCGAUGUACGGGACGCUGCGCCAGAAGGCUGGUCUGGAGUUUUGGAAUGAGAAGAGCAGGAGAGAGUAG
Molecule: messenger RNA, 936 nt
Organism: Penicillium vulpinum
Lineage: Eukaryota; Fungi; Ascomycota; Eurotiomycetes; Eurotiales; Aspergillaceae
Product: NAD(P)-dependent oxidoreductase
Exons: 4
Coding region: 1-936 (311 amino acids)
Molecular function (GO): NAD binding; NADP binding; oxidoreductase activity, acting on the CH-OH group of donors, NAD or NADP as acceptor
Source: RefSeq, a predicted model, not a curated record